Messenger RNA from Cladophialophora bantiana CBS 173.52, 2004 nucleotides. RefSeq lists its product as uncharacterized. The record is from RefSeq and is a predicted model, not a curated record. The coding region runs from base 1 to 2004 and encodes 667 amino acids. The transcript is spliced from 4 exons. Lineage: Eukaryota; Fungi; Ascomycota; Eurotiomycetes; Chaetothyriales; Herpotrichiellaceae.
AUGGCAGACGGCACCGCGCAACCCUCGGCUGCGCUGAAGUCAUUAGAGAGGGAAUACAAGGCUAAGGUCACCGAGACCGAAGCUAUCUUCCAUAAACUACUCCAGCUGCUUAGCGCAAAAGAAGCCGAGUGUGAAAACCUCAAGUAUGAUCUCCUAGAUCAGACUGAAUCCCGAAGACACUGGCACAAGCGAGCGACUGAAGCCGAGUCUCGAUUGUCAAGUGUUCAACAUGUCAUGGUCCUCGUCGACGGGAAUCACCACUUUUUCAAACCCAACCUUGUAAGAGCAGGAAUAGAAGGGGCGAAACUCGCCAUAGACACUCUCGUGACUGAAGCCAAAGCUCUCGCCCGCGAACAGCACAAGAAUGAUCUGCCCGACCACCUUUCGGUAAUAGUGCACAUUUUCAUCGAUGUUGGAAAGCUGGCCGACGACCUCUCAACCACGGGUUUGCUUCCUGAGCCUGAUCAACUGUGGACUUUCAUCCAAGAGGCAGGUAAACUGGAACCGGGUAUCACCAUCUCCGACUGUGGUUCUGGUCACCAUGCCGUCGAAGCAAAGAUAAGGCACUUCUACGAAUUAUAUCUCGAAAACUGCCACUGCAGACAUCUUUUCCUAGCUCUGCAAGGUCAGUCGGAAUACUACGAGGUCCUUGAGACUUACGCCGACGAUGGCUAUACGAAAUCAAAGACCUCUCUCGUUCGCCCAAGCGGAGGGCUUCACAAUGGUUACAAUCUCCCAUUCCAUACAGUUGACUUCUCUGUUGUUGAAAGCGUGCCUCAGCAGGCCACUUCUUUCGCCGCCAUCAGUCCGCAGAUCAACGGCACAGCCGGCCCACCGUUGCCGGCUCAGCAUUAUGAAAAUACCAGCGUGCAGACCCUGUCAAAGUCCCCUUCCAAUCCAAACCCCUCGGAACAACCCGUUCCCCCCUCGCUUCCUCUCGGCCUUCACUCCAGCCCUCCAAAGCCUACCAAUCAGACCGUUGAGAACAUGCAGAAGCCCCCUACCAGAGUCUCGAAAAUGCCUGCAAAAUCCCACCUUGAGCGGAAUGGCGAUAAAUUGGAAGGCUCGAGCUCCGUGGGGGUCGUCAAGCUUGACACCUCUUCACAUUCUUCUCAUCAAUCGAAAGCUGCAGAGCAGCAGUGGGAGAAUGCGCCAACUAACAGUUACGCACCACCGGCCAUCGCAGUUCCAUGGGGUGAAGAGAAGAUAUUACCCGGACAGUGUGCGGACGACGAGCCUGCAUUGUUGAGGAGAGCAAACAACAGUUACAAUCGGAGACAGAAGCAAGGAGGGCGGAGACAAGAUCGUCCUUUCAAUGGCCCGCCACCGAGACAGAGUCCUCGACAGUUUGAAGGGUCGUGGGAUGAUAUGGUUCAAAAUGAAGUGUCCAGAGCGCCAACCCAAGCAUCGUCUCCAUCACCGCGUCCAACAAGCGCGUCUACUUUGUCGGCUGCAAUCAAAUCAAACGACUUUUCAUCAGCUUUAACACGUCAGACUUUGACGAAACCCGAACCAAGCCCUCUGGCACGCCCUGUUUGCUCUCCCAUUGCUUUGAACCAGUCGGGGCAACGCAUUGAUCUAAAACUCCCGCGUGAGACACCCUCUGAGCACGACGCCUUCAGGUUGCGUGUAGGCAACCGACAGUUGUGCAAUGAGCACCACAUGCGAAACAAUUGUAGCGAUCCACGAUGUAUAUUCGAUCACGAGGAGAUCUCGGACGGGAUUUAUCUUGCAUUGAGGAACAUAGCUCGGACGAUGCCCUGCAAUCAAGGUGCAGAAUGCCGACGCCACGACUGUUACUUGGCUCACCACUGUCCGAACAUUUCCAAGUAUUCCACUUGCGGCAGACCGAGCUGUCCAUUUGCCAAGAAGGGCUUGCAUUCGAUUGUCGAUUUGGAGAUUGUCGAGAUGAUUCAGCCAACGGAGAAGAAGACGCAGCAAGAGAAGGAGAAGUCGGAGCAAGAAGGGAAGGGAGAGAAGGAAGAGAAGGAAGAUCUUAUGUGA